Messenger RNA from Danaus chrysippus (African queen), 1389 nucleotides. The record is from the annotation of a GenBank genome assembly. Lineage: Eukaryota; Metazoa; Arthropoda; Insecta; Lepidoptera; Nymphalidae.
AUGGGUGAAGAUAAAGUAGAUCGCCGCCGUAGGUCGCGGUCCCGAGAACGUCGCCGCUCACGUUCCCGGUCCAGAGAACGCCGUGAGAAAAGAAGAAGCAAGUCGAGGUCUCCAUCCAAAAGAUCACGCAGACGCAAGCCCUCUCUAUACUGGGAUGUACCACCUCCCGGGUUCGAACACAUUACACCAUUACAAUACAAGGCCAUGCAGGCAGCAGGCCAAAUCCCGGCAAACAUAGUAGCAGAUACACCACAGGCUGCCGUGCCAGUAGUAGGGUCCACAAUAACUAGACAAGCUAGAAGAUUAUAUGUAGGGAACAUACCGUUUGGUGUCACGGAAGAGGAAACAAUGGAGUUCUUUAAUCAGCAAAUGCAUCUUUCUGGUUUGGCUCAAGCUGCGGGCAACCCUGUUUUAGCGUGUCAGAUAAACUUAGAUAAAAACUUUGCAUUCCUUGAGUUUAGAUCUAUCGAUGAGACUACACAGGCCAUGGCAUUUGAUGGCAUUAAUUUUAAGGGUCAAAGUUUGAAAAUAAGGCGGCCUCAUGACUAUCAACCAAUGCCAGGAACCGAAAACCCAGCAAUCAAUGUACCUGCUGGUGUUAUCAGUACUGUAGUUCCAGAUUCACCCCAUAAAAUCUUUAUUGGAGGUCUUCCUAACUAUCUUAAUGAAGAUCAACUUAGAUUUGGCACAUUCGCGGCCCGCGUGUCACUGUUGUCUCUCAUUCUCACCUAUACGUCUUUUAAAUAUUAUGAACGAAAACCUGGCACUAUUGUAUCCGCAAAGCCUAACGAAAGUGCUGCUAUACAGGUGAAAGAACUUCUGAUGUCAUUUGGUCAGCUGCGAGCUUUCAACUUGGUGAAGGAUUCUUCGACGGGCCUAAGCAAGGGUUAUGCCUUUGCUGAAUAUGUUGACAUUUCUAUGACUGAUCAGGCUAUCGCCGGUUUGAAUGGAAUGCAGCUGGGUGACAAGAAACUCAUUGUCCAACGGGCAAGCAUUGGAGCAAAGAACUCGACAUUAGCUAUGACGGGGGCUGCUCCAGUUACUCUACAAGUGGCAGGGCUCACAUUGGCUGGUGCAGGCCCUGCCACUGAGGUGCUCUGCCUCUUGAACAUGGUUACACCGGAUGAGCUUCGAGACGAAGAGGAGUAUGAAGACAUAUUGGAAGACAUCAAAGAGGAAUGCAACAAAUAUGGGUGUGUGCGUAGUAUAGAAAUUCCAAGGCCUAUAGAAGGCGUUGAAGUGCCUGGUUGUGGAAAGGUAUUUGUCGAAUUUAACAGCAUCGCAGAUUGCCAGAAAGCUCAACAAACAUUGACAGGCAGAAAAUUCAGCAACCGUGUGGUAGUUACAUCUUACUUUGACCCUGACAAGUAUCACCGCAGAGAGUUUUAA